Messenger RNA from Aspergillus niger, 1092 nucleotides. RefSeq lists its product as hypothetical. Lineage: Eukaryota; Fungi; Ascomycota; Eurotiomycetes; Eurotiales; Aspergillaceae. Bases 1 to 1092 code for a protein of 363 amino acids. The record is from RefSeq and is a predicted model, not a curated record. The transcript is spliced from 2 exons.
AUGACCGGCGUCACCAUUGACCGGCGAACUGGCCAGGCCUACAGAGAGAUGGCCUUUCAUCCUUCCAAGUACCCAAAUGGGUCCUUUUGGGUUCAUGAGUCUCCAUUAUUGCCAAAAAGAUGGGAGGAGAACAGCCAACAUGGGGCCCCCUCAUUGCAGCACUCGGCCAUGAAAUGCCUGUUGUCUGAUCAGAGGAGACUGCGGCCUGAAAUGUUUGCAUACGUACCCUGGCAUAUUGCUAGCUACCUCUGGGAUUGUCUUGGCAAGAGCAAUAGAAGAACUCUACACAGCUGGAAGCUCUUUGCUACAGCCUACCCCGAGCAAUUCCGAGAAGUCAGCCCUUACCGCUCCUAUAGUACCAAAAGCGUGAAGAUGAGCAUGCCAGAAUACUGGAAAGUGGUGAACAGCGAUGCCUUGAAUUGGCGGGCCGUGUUAAGUUUGGACCCAUCAAUUGCCAGGGUUCCUGACCUCGUGGAAAUAACUAGUAUCCGGAACCUGGUAGCUUUGGAAAUAUCAUCGCCACCACAGACCUUGCAUAACGGCGAGUCGUCCGGGGUCAUGCUCAGCCAUCGUGUCAUCCGGUCGUGGAACGAGUUGCAGCAGAGUUCUGGGGCAUUUGCACAUCUCCGACUUUUGGUCUUGUCUCAUCAACGCGAUCUCUCAGUACAGAUCCUCCAGUACCUGCGAGACUUUCCAUCAUUGGAAAUUGUUCUUGCGCUGGACUGCGGAGAUCUCACAAGGAUGUCUAGGGAUGAAUUCCAAGUUGACGGAUGGCUAGUAGAUCCCGAAUCAAAGCGGGGCGGAACUCUCUACGAGCAGUACCUAUCAAUCACCAACGCUGAGGCAAGAAAGUCGACCGGCCUAGACGCUGCCCCCGUUUUGAAUUUCGAAAUCAACCCUAGCCAAACCGAACGCCGCACGUCAAUGAGAAAAGAGAAGCGAUUCUGCUUCUACCGCGACGGCAGCAAGACUUACAAGCAGGAGCGAGAGUCAGGCCAAAAAAGGCCACGAGGCUAUCCUCAGAUGAAGAUUAACAGACCAGACAAAUACCGCAAGAUAGGCUGGGAAGGACUGCUGGGAGACUUGACAUGA